AUGGUCAACGAUCCUUUGAAGAAGCGCAAGAUUGCUGUGCUUGGUUCUCGCUCAGUGGGAAAAUCAUCCUUGGUCGUUCAAUUCGUGGAGGGACACUUUGUGGAAUCAUACUAUCCCACCAUUGAAAACACGUUUACGAAAUCUAUCAAGUUCAGGAAUAUCGAAUACGAUUGUGACAUCAUUGACACUGCCGGCCAGGAUGAAUACUCGAUAUUAAACAACAAACAUGCCAUUGGUAUCCAUGGUUACAUUCUGGUCUACAGUGUCGCAUCUCGGGUUAGCUUUGACAUGAUUCAAAUCAUUCACGAAAAGAUCUUGACUUAUUCUGGAACCCAAAGAAUUCCUUGCGUUGUUGUAGGGCAGAAGAGUGACCUUGUAAACGCCCGGCAAGUGCCCACAUCUGAGGGCGAAAAGCUUGCUACAUCACUGGGGUGUGCAUUCCUUGAAACCAGUGCACGAACUAAUACCAAUGUUGGCAAGGCAUUCGAUACAUGUUUGGCCCAAAUUGAAGAAUCAACUAACCCUCCACCCGAGAAUCCUUCCAAGUGCGUUGUUAUGUGA
Messenger RNA from Rhizoctonia solani, 561 nucleotides. Its product is annotated as GTP-binding protein Rhb1. Gene Ontology annotation, molecular function: GTPase activity; GDP binding; GTP binding. The coding region runs from base 1 to 561 and encodes 186 amino acids. NCBI's taxonomy places the organism in Eukaryota, Fungi, Basidiomycota, Agaricomycetes, Cantharellales, Ceratobasidiaceae. Gene Ontology annotation, biological process: small GTPase-mediated signal transduction. Gene Ontology annotation, cellular component: plasma membrane. The record is from RefSeq and is a predicted model, not a curated record. The transcript is spliced from 6 exons.